UGGCGUCCGCAAAGAACACAUCCACAAGCGCUGGACCAUCCACCCCCGGGGAGGGAUGACCUCUUCAGCAAUCUACUCCUCAGUAUAUGCGCGCAAUGGGAUCAGAAUGGUUUUUGGACUUCGUUGUUCAGGGGGACCUUUUUGGGCCAGCUGUUUUCAUGCGACCCACUUGCGUUCCAGACGCUGGGGGAGCUGCCAACGUUCUUCCUCUCGGUACCAUCGUCUCGUGCGCCAAGACUCCUGGAGGUUUGCUCAAGCUGCAAACUAAUGGCUUGUACGACGAGUGCAGAUUGCCUCUCAGAGGUGUUAAGGGCGUGUUGGUGACCAUCAAGAGUUUCGCGGGGUACGACUCGAACAUGACGUUGUGCUCUCACUUCAAAGGCCUUUGCGAUGGCGGCAGCAAGCGUCUUCCAUCGCCAGAGCAAUAUCUUGAUCUCGCGAUGAUGGUGCCGAAAGAACGUCCGGUUCUUUCGCGAGAUCAUGUUUUUAGGCUUCUGCCACCCCAUGAGGGGUCGUCCGGCUUGGCUCAAGAAACUCCAGGGACGGCAGUGGGGCGCGGGAGUGCGAUUCACGACGCUGGGGGUCGGGUUAAGAGGCUCGCGCGCAGCGCUCGCACGCAGGUUGGCCCGGAUGCUCCUGGGAACACGUCGGACUUGCAUUCUCAGGGUACAGGGACUCAACAGGUCGUUACUCCGAAACUCCUCAAGGUCCACUGCGGCGGCGACACGUAUUCGCUUCGAGAUGAGCCGAGAAGAGAAUCCGGCAGAUCGGGGCAAGAUGUCGGAGGGAAUGAGGCUGAAGGGAUGGACGCUGUCCGCGAAAGCUCUGGCGGGGAGCCGACUCCUUCGGAGAAGAGGCGCGAGCGACAGAGGAUGGUGCGAGAGGAGGUGGCGGAGGGAACCCUCCGCAUGAAGAGGAUGAGAGGAAAAUCGGAGGCGGUGAUGGGCGGGGACGGAGGUGACGUCGGAGAACGUGCCUCGGGAAAGAGGCCCGACGAUUUGACCAUCCGCGAAGGACAAGCCAUGGGUGGAGGAGAUUCGGAUAAUCCAGGCGCUGCGACCGCGAGAGAACCUUCGGGGAAAUCGAAACGGAAAGUGGCAGCUGAAGAAGGCGAUGGCCAGAAGAAACCUCGAAGGCGGAAGACUGUUGAGGCGGCGAGCGGUGGCGAACGGCCUGUUGGGGAGGAGUGUGACGAAGCGCCAGCGUUCUGGCUCGAAUACGAGCGGAACGAUGGCGGUGAAAUCGUGGAGAAGGAGCUCCCCGUCCAACUGCUCAUCGACCCCAGGAAGGUCUGCGACAUCCUGCCUUGGGAAAGAUAUUACAACCACCGCAGUCUAAAUCGCGAAACAGUGGACGACAUCAAGGAUGCGAUGUUGAGUCAAUUCCGUGAGAAAAAGGGGAAGAUCUGGACGAAAAACCCUCUGGUUCUGGCACCCAUCUACAAGCCGGUGACGCGUAGGCCGGAGCAAGCUGACAGGGUUCACAAAUAUGUCUUCAAGCCAGAGGACAAGGACAAGUACUACUAUUACCCUGUUAACGGACAACACAUAGUGGCUGCUGUGAAGGAGUUGGAGGGUGAGCCAAUAUUCGAUUUGUGGAAGAUGCACUCGUGGCCGGCGAGAGUAGUGUGGUUCUCCGACCGAGAUUUCGCGGGGUAUAGGCAGUGGAUGCCGCUCGUGACGGCCGAUGAUGACGUUUUCCGCAAAGCCAUGGAGUUCUACGCGAAAUGGGCAGAGGGGAAGUUGUUGGGCGGCGACGGCAAGACGCCAUUGUCGAGGUCGGGCAAAUACAUGCCAGACAAAUCUCCGGGUCUGCAAGCAAUUCCGAAAAUUGGCUUGAAAGGGGCGGCUGGUGAAACGAAGAUGGGGUGGCUGGUCCGGGUACCGCCGCCUCCGACCAAAAAAAAAAUGCAAGCGGACGACAAGUUUUUUGUGGUCGUGAAGGAGCCAGACAUGUUCUGUUGGCAGUGUCUCGCCGACAUGACCGAUGUCGAGAAACUGUCGAUCCUCGACGACAUUCUCGCACUAAGGGGAGUGUUCGUGGAAUCCGCGUGCGGGCAUCUGAAGCGUCAGCAUAAACCUGGAAUUAAAGACAUGGUCGCGACGACGAAAGUGGACCGUGUGAUGCUCCGUAUGUUCCACUACAUCUUGUUCCUUGAAACGGAGGAGGACGGACGUGUUUGGCGCUACGGGAGCCCUUUUUUCCAGACCGAGGGGCGGCUCCUGGAGGAGUUCGGGCUGCAGUGCCUCACGAAACAGGUGUGGGUCGAAAUGCGAAAGCAUUUCCAGGGCGCGGUGGAGUACGUGAACACUUGCAAACGUACUCUUCCGCACGAGAAGGAGUCUCUCGACGACGCGAAGAACUUGUACGAGGACGACAGGUUCCCUAAAUCUUUCGAAACGUUUGUGAUCUCACACUCCUCACAGACUGGCGAGAAGACGAUUUCGCCAACUUGCAAGGCGUUCUCCAAACACUUUCGCCAACGCACUGGGCACUUGUGAUCUUUUUCCCCUCUCGUUGGGAGCUCAUUUUCUUGAAAGGCAUGGCCAAGCUUAGCAUCCACGUCAAGACAGGGAAGUGGGUGCGCAAUGCACAAAA
This is a messenger RNA of Chara braunii, 2598 nucleotides long. NCBI's taxonomy places the organism in Eukaryota, Viridiplantae, Streptophyta, Charophyceae, Charales, Characeae. The record is from the annotation of a GenBank genome assembly.